Messenger RNA from Histoplasma mississippiense, 2721 nucleotides. RefSeq lists its product with no specific name. Lineage: Eukaryota; Fungi; Ascomycota; Eurotiomycetes; Onygenales; Ajellomycetaceae. Gene Ontology annotation, cellular component: membrane; Golgi apparatus. The transcript has 4 exons. The coding region runs from base 1 to 2721 and encodes 906 amino acids. The record is from RefSeq and is a predicted model, not a curated record. Gene Ontology annotation, biological process: zinc ion transport; transmembrane transport; intracellular zinc ion homeostasis. Gene Ontology annotation, molecular function: zinc ion transmembrane transporter activity.
AUGCCUGUAGCAUCAUAUCCGUCCAUGGCCAAUCCUGCCCGUGGUGGCCUCCAACCACCGGCUCCAGGCCAUCGGCGCACUCGCGAGGGCUACGCAGGGCCCCCCGUCCCUCCUUCGAACAACUUCUCGGCUCAUCCAAGCCCGCAGCAUCAUGCUGGUGACACUCCCAUCGAGCCCAUUUCGCAUUCGAUUUUCGGCUCUGCUGGCUAUCCCCCCAAAAUAUCACCGCAAUCGCCGACUUUUCAACACAAUGUGCCUGCACAGGUCAAUAAGCGCGAUCCGGCCAAUGGAAGUGGCAGCUCACUGUCGGAGUUGCCGUUGGGCUCCUCGACCGCUACGAUGCGCGAGGGAAUGGGUGCCACGCCGGAGAUUUCAGAGCAGUCAGCCUCUCUUAUGAGCAACGAAGUCAUUGCAGGCAUGCUAGUGUCCACUCCCUACCUCAUAUCCUCAUUGCUCAUAAACAUAUAUUCUCCAACUCACGGUCCCAGAGGACAUGUCAAGGACGAGUCUGUAGAAUUCGGCCUGAUACGCCCUCCUCCUCCGAGAAGAGAAUUUCUCAUGACCUGCACGCUGGUGUCGAUCACGAUGCUGAUAAUAGGCCUCUACACCGAAAUGCGAAAGAAAACCCAGUUGCAUCUCUUGAAUGACCCAACAGGCAAAAACAAAUCACUUGGGGUGGCGGUGCUAACUCCCUGGAGUAUUUUCCUUGUGAUGAUAGCCAUCGGUCUGCCAUUUUAUGCGACACUAUUCCUGGACCAUGGAAGAGUUUCCAUCACAAUGCUUCUCCUGCUAGUCUCUAGAGUAUCCCCGAUUGUCCAGCUUGAUCAUGACAACGAUCACCAGAAACAGUUCCGAUUUCAUUUAACACAACGCAAUGGAACGGGUUUUUUCCUGCUUGGAAUGAUGGUUCUAGAUACCGUCGGGGUCACAUCAUCCACUGACUGGCUACUGAUUCUUAGAGGAUAUCUUGCUCUUAUGUUCUCAGUAUUUAUUAUUCAACCCCCUUUUACGAAUAUGCGAAAGCCGUCUUCAAUAGCUCAUCCCAACCAGUCAACUUACGAGUCCUCAGUUUCUGAUUCUGUCCGUCAAACCCAGAGUAAUUUCUUCUCAGCCUCGCCCGCUGCACUUGUCAGUACCAACCAAUAUUUCCGAGGGGGCAGCAUUUUAGCAGGCAUCUGCUUACUCAUGGCCUAUAUGUCUGGCGGUAUUAAUAUCGCUGUGCCUUCUUUAACCAGCAUAUUGAUGGUAGGGCUAUUCUCAGCAAUAUCCUUUCUAAGUAUCGAGCCCAAAACGUUCCAAAGUAAACAUCAGAUAGGCUGCAUUGCAGGCUCCGGUUUCUCCCUUAUUGUCAGUGCUAUUGUAUCUCCCAUGGAAUUUUCAGACUUUGCGUCAACCUGCUCUUUCACCGUUCUUAGUUAUAUCUUCGUUCGCCUGGAUCUUAGGACGGUGAAAUCAGAGACCCAUGACUAUUCUCAUGCCACGCAUGGACAUCAAGAGUACCACCAUAAUCAUCACCACAGCAAUGAAAACUCUCCUUCUCGAAUCACUAGAUGGCUAUUGAAGACCUGCGAGCAUUGGCCUUUCAUAUAUGGGAUCCUCAAGGAAAAAGAUUCGCGGAAGAUAUUCUAUUUUAUGUGUCUAAAUUUUGGGUUCAUGCUUGUCCAAUUAUCCUAUGGAAUUUUGACUGGCUCUCUCGGCUUACUUAGCGAUAGCAUUCACAUGUUGUUCGAUUGUUUUGCGCUCGCAGUAGGUUUAUGCGCCGCCGUGAUGAGUAAGUGGCCUCCAAGCGUAAGAUUUCCUUAUGGAUACGGAAAGGUUGAUACGUUGGCCGGUUUCGCCAACGGCAUCUUUCUCAUGAUCAUAAGUAUUGAAAUUGUCUACGAGGCCAUUGAAAGACUCGUGUCUGGAAGUGAGGUCCAUCGGAUAGGGGAGCUCCUUUUUGUGAGCGCAGCUGGAUUAGCAGUCAACAUGGUGGGGAUAAUGGCGUUUGACCACGGCCAUCACCAUGGGCAUUCGCACUCCUGCGGUGGCCACGACCACGAUACUGGGCAUCUACACUCGCAUCAUACCAACGAAAACAUGCAUGGUAUUUUCCUCCACAUCCUCGCCGAUACUCUUGGGUCGGUGGCAGUGGUUCUGUCCACGGUCCUCGUGCAUUUCUACAAGUGGUCUGGAUUCGACCCUAUCGCAUCGUGCUUAAUAGCCAUCCUCAUCUUUGCCUCUGCCGUGCCGCUGGUGGCCAGCACAUCGAAAACCUUACUUCUCGCCCUUCCGGCGGAUGUUGAAUAUCGGCUACGCGAUGCAUUAGCUGGUGUGAGUACUCUACGCGGAGUCGCUGGGUAUUCCGUUCCAAAAUUCUGGUUAGACGAUAUCGUCGAUCAUGACCAUAAACAUGGCCACACUGGCCACCAUCAUCAUCACGGACACGAUGACCAUGACCACAAUCACGACCAUAGCCAUCAUUCUCAUACACAUCACCAAAGCAACAUAGACCCCAGUGAGGAAAAGCAUUCCCUCGAACACACGCCCAGGCAUGGAGGGACGGGCCAACAAAUUCAAGGGGUGAUACAUGUGAUUGCCUCGCGUGGGGCGGAUAUGGAGGACGUCCGGCGGCGGACGAUCAGCUACUUAAGCGAGAAGGGCAUCAACAUCCUAGUUCAGGUGGAACGCGAAGGAGAAAACAGGUGUUGGUGUGGUGGUGGGAAUAAACCUGUGACCUAG